ACCAAGAAGAGCAAUCCAAAGCAAAGUGAGCUCUAGAAAAUAGAAGAGUUUUGUGAGUGCUUUGGGUGAGGGUGAGCAAGAGCAGAGUGGUUAAAAUUACUUUGCUGAGUGUUUUUUGAGUGUGUCUCGCAUUCAAAAAUACCUGGGUUAACCAGAAUCUCAAGCAAUUUGUUCCAACAAAUUGGUAUUAGAGCUACGACGGUGGUUAGUGCUUGAGAAAUUAGUUUAAUCGUGAUGGCAUCCGGAGCCAAGUACAAGAUUGAGAAAUUUAAUGGUGGCAAAAAUUUCAACUUAUGGAGGUUGAAGAUACGGGCCAUGCUAGUACAGCAGGGGCUGUGGAAAGCACUAGAAAGGGAAGCCAGGCUGUUGCAAACUCUACCAGAGGAAGAGAAGAUAGACUUGAAGGAGCAAGCGCUGAGUGCAAUUCAGCUCUCACUUUCUCAUGAAGUCUUGGGGGAGGUUGCAGAAGAAAAUUCAGCUUCUGCAUUAUGGUCGAAGCUGGAAGCCCUUUACUUAACCAAAUCAGUCACUAACCGAUUGUAUAUGAAAAAACGGUUGUUCACCCUUAGUAUGAAUGAAGGUGGUUCCAUCAAAGAUCAUCUUGAUGAAUUCAACAAGCUCAUUUUAGACUUGAAGAAUAUCGAUAGAUCAACUCUCUAUGGAAGAUGUCAAAGCGGCCCUGAAUUCAAGAGAAUUGAAAAAGAAGGAAAGUCUCGAUCCAAAUCGAGAGCCAAGCAUGCUCAAUGUUACGAGUGCAAUGAGACAGGACAUUUUAAGAAAAAUUGUCCCAAGCUCAAGGAGAAGAAAGUUGAAAAAUCCGGUGAUGCCAACAGUUGUAGUGAUAAUUUAGAUGAUGGAGAUUGUGUUCUAUCUGUCUCUACAAACUCCUCCGGUGAGGAAUGGAUUUUAGAUUCGGGUUGCUCAUUCCAUGUAUGCCCACGACGUGACCAGUUUGAAACAUAUAAACCAGCCACUGGCACGGUGGUUCUUGGUGAUGAUACAACAUUGCCUAUUGUUGGAAUUGACAACAUCCAAAUCAAGAUGUAUGAUGGGAUGGUCAGAACAUUCGAGGUUCGUCAUGUGCCGGGUUUGAAGAAAAAUCUCAUUUCCAUGAGUGAGCUUGACUCCAAGGGCUGCCGAUACUCUUGUACAGGUGGAGUUCUCAAAGUCUCUAAUGGAGCUCUCGUAAUAUUGAAGGGGAAGAAAGUUGGUGGUCUUUAUCACUUACAAGAAAGCACAAUCAAUGGGACAUGUGCUGUGUCAACUUCAAGCAGUCCAGAUAGAGAUGUAACUCGGUUAUGGCAUAUGCGACUUGGGCAUAUGAGUGAAAGAAGGAUGAUGGAGCUGAGCAAGCGGGGUCUUCUGUGUGGCCAGAAAAUUGGCAAGCUAGACUUCUAUGAGCACUACUUGUGGGGUCCCUCCCUUAUUGCAUCAAAAGGUGGAGCUGUGUAUAUGUUGACCUUCAUUGAUGAUUAUUCAAGAAAGGUGUGGGUAUACACCUUAAAGAGUAAGAGUGAUGUAUUCCUCACCUUUAAGCAAUGGAAGACGCUGAUUGAGAAGCAGACUGGAAAACAAAUCAAGUGUCUAAGAACAGAUAAUAGUCUUGAGCACUACAGUGGUGAGUUUGAUACUUUUUGCAAGAAUAAUGGAAUUAUGAGACAUCGCACUGUCAAGAUGACACCACAGCAAAACGAAGCUGUCAAUCAUGCUAGCUAUCUUGUAAAUCGGUCUCCAUCCACAACAAUUGGAUUAAAGACUCCAGAAGAAUUAUGGUCAGGUUCUCCUGUUGAUUAUUCACAGUUGAGGAUAUUUGGUUGUCUUGUGUAUGCUCAUGUUAGGGGUGGUAAACUUGAGCCAAGGGUAGUGAAGUGCGUAUUUCUAGGGUGCACUUCCGGGAUAAAAGGCUAUAGACUGUGGUGUGUUCAGAAGUCACCUCGGUUCCUCAUUAGCAGAGAUGUAACCUUUGAUGAGUCUACUAUGCUCCAAAGAGCAAAAGAGGAGUCAACAAUUGCAAAGCCAGACCAUGGAGUUAGCAAGCAGGUGGAGUUUGAAGCAACAACUCCAGAAAAGGCAGUGCGAGGUGACAACAUUGUCCAAGAGAAUCUAGAUGUGGUGCAAGAUCCAGAGCUAACAGAUACUCCAAUGGAGGUGGAGGCACCUGAACAAACACAACAACAGUAUAAUAUUGCUACUGAGGAGAUUGAGUCUCUACAUAAGAACCAGACAUGGAAGCUUGUGAUGCCACCAAAGGGACAAAGAAUUGUUGGAUGCAAAUGGGUCUUCAAGAGAAAAGAAGGAAUCCCAAGGGUAGAGACACCCAGAUUCAAGGCCAAAUUGGUUGCGAAGGGUUUCACACAACAAGAAGGUAUUGAUUUCCAUGAGGUAUUCUCUCAUGUGGUGAAACACAGCUCUAUCCAUGUUUUGCUUGCCAUAGUGACUUUAUAUGAACUUGAGUUAGAGCAGCUUGAUGUAAAGACUGCUUUCUUGCAUGGUGAGUUGAAGGAACAGAUUUAUAUGUCUCAGCCAGAAGGGUUCAUAGUCUUAGGAAAAGAAGAUCAUGUUUGUUUGCUCCAGAAAUCCUUAUAUGGAUUGAAGCAAUCGCCUCGGCAGUGGUACAAACGAUUUGACAACUUCAUGGUUAAGAGUAGAUUCACUCAGAGCAACUAUGAUAGUUGUGUAUAUCAUAAAAAGCUUAGAGAUGGUUCUUGGGUUUACUUGUUGUUGUAUGUUGAUGACAUGCUUAUUGCUGCCAAAAGCAUGUUAAUCAUUAAUGAUUUGAACAAGCAGCUUAGUGGUGAGUUCAAGAUGAAAGACUUGGGUACAGUUAAGAAGAUCUUAGGAAUGGAGAUUCACAGGGACUGCAAGGGAGAAAUGGUGGAGGGCAAGCUAUGUGAAGAAGAUCUGGUACCUCAUAUCUACAAUUGCAAUGCUAUUUGUAUUUCCAAGCAUCCAAAUGGCAGGGCUUUACUCGGUUCGCCUUCAAAUUCAUGCAUUUGCAUAUUUCCCUGCGAUGGUAUAGCCACAGCUACCCAAGAGCAGGAGAAGGUCCUAUGUAAUGUUGAAUUACUAAGUUCAUGCACUCAAAGGUGCGACAUUGUACAAAUAUACAUUCUAAUGAUCAUGGACUUUGCGUUAGUGAUGGAACAACCUUAACUCUACGAUGAAUUUGUAGAUUUAAUUGUUACAAACAUCUUUAGUGAUAGAAUAAAUUACUUCGAUGAAAAUAAUAAGCUUUUUUUUUUUGCCAUUAUAUAAAAGAGUAAGGAUUUAUAUAUAUAUUAUAGUUAUAUAAAAUCUUAAUUUUUUA
Rubroshorea leprosula is the source of this 3307-nucleotide messenger RNA. The record is from the annotation of a GenBank genome assembly. NCBI's taxonomy places the organism in Eukaryota, Viridiplantae, Streptophyta, Magnoliopsida, Malvales, Dipterocarpaceae.